This is a messenger RNA of Plasmodium berghei ANKA, 348 nucleotides long. Its product is annotated as early transcribed membrane protein. The coding region runs from base 1 to 348 and encodes 115 amino acids. Lineage: Eukaryota; Apicomplexa; Aconoidasida; Haemosporida; Plasmodiidae. The transcript has a single exon. The record is from RefSeq and is a predicted model, not a curated record.
AUGAAACUAGCAAAAGCAUUAUAUUUUGUUGCCUUUUUAUUGGCCAUAAAAGUGUUAACCCCAGGAUCUAAUAAUUAUGUUGAAGCUAAACCCGCAAAUUCAAAAAAAGUAACUAAAAGUGGUGAUAAUGCAUUUAUUAAAAAAAUUAAAAAUAACAAAGCUGCAUUUAUAUCUACAUUGGCUGCAACAGUAGCAUUAGCAAUUGCUACUACAUUUGGUGUAAUGCAUUAUCAAAAUAAUGGAAAUGAUAAAAAAAAACCAUCGGGACUAGAUGGAAAAACACCCUUAAUCAUUCCACGCAAAAAAACACCCUCAGCAUCAGAUAAUGACAGUGUACCACCAUCAUAA